Messenger RNA from Venturia canescens, 814 nucleotides. RefSeq lists its product as uncharacterized. The transcript has 4 exons. NCBI's taxonomy places the organism in Eukaryota, Metazoa, Arthropoda, Insecta, Hymenoptera, Ichneumonidae. The record is from RefSeq and is a predicted model, not a curated record. Bases 59 to 679 code for a protein of 206 amino acids.
AUUGAGGACUCUCGUCAGCUGAAUUUUCGGGGAGGCGAUUCGAGCAUUCGCGGGGGAGAUGAACGAGACGAGAAACCAUGACGCGGGCGACGAGAGAAUCGAAUCGAGCAGAGAAAAGAGGAGGGCCCCUUCGACGCCAGGAAACGAGAGAACAAAAACAGGCCCUUUCGUCGAGCGACGCGGGAGAGAAAGGAACGGAAAAAUCAGCGACGAAAUAUUAUCCGGGGAGAACGAGACUUACAGAAAUUUGCAAGCUCUGCUCCUCGCCACUUCCGUUUUGGUGCUGAGUUAUCACGGCUUUCGUUACGGGAGGACCGAAUACAGCGUUUUGGAAAAUGGCAACAUCGUCAACGGCUUCGUCUCCGCGAAGAAGGCCGUCAUCACCUUCAGCCUUGGGUACCCGGUGCUCUAUUCGUUCGCCUCGUCUUUGUCCGCUUGCAUGCUCCUCUACUCCAUCAUCUGGAAAAAACCUCGGUGGAGUCUACCCUCGAUCAUCGUCUACCUGACAGAUCUCGUCUGCCACGUGGCCGAUGCACUCGUCGCAUUUUGGCUUUUUUUCAGUCACCUCAAAUUCGGUACCGCUCUGCUCUACACUUCGAUCGUCGCCCUCGUAAUAACAGGUGAAUUGUGGAUAUGGUUGGGCGUGCUACGUCUGUUCGAGCACAGAACGUUCAACUGAGAAGGAAGAUUGGCUGCAACGAAGACCGCCACAUUUUUAUCAUUUUUUUCAUAAUAUUUUUACAAGUCUUACGAAAUAGUGAGAUUUUUUGUGCUCUGUAUGUACAAGUUUUGAAUAAAUAUUUAUCACAGAGGA